Paramecium sonneborni is the source of this 1182-nucleotide messenger RNA. The record is from the annotation of a GenBank genome assembly. Lineage: Eukaryota; Ciliophora; Oligohymenophorea; Peniculida; Parameciidae.
CAAUUAUUAAAUAAUAAUAAAUGGCAAACGAAACGUUUCGAAUAACUCCAACAGGAACUUGUAGAAUACCAUUUAGUUUUAUGGGAAGUUAACAUUAAGAAAUAAAUUUAGAGUAUAUUUGUAAUAUAAUUAUAAAGAGUUGUAAAAGAGAAAUAAACAAGAGAAUAAACAUAACGAGAUUUUAUUGGAUCUGCAUUAUCUCCUAAUGCUUCAACAAUAAAAAGAAGUUAUAAUAAUGAAACAGAUUUAGAAUUAUAAAAUAAUCCAUUUUAUUAGACACCAAUUGAUUCUGAUUGUUCUAAUUGGAUUUAGAAGACACCAUAAUAAGUAAAAAGAUAGAAUCCUAAAACUUAUACAAAAAUAGGCUAAAGAUAUUAAUAAAGAUAAUAAGAUUCAUCAAAUGAAUAAAGCACAUCUGUUAAAUAAAUGAAUCCUGAAGAGUUUUAAGAAGUUCAUGUUAGAGUAUUUGAAGAGAAACAUUGUAGAUUUUGUAAUGAAUAAGAUUGGUCUGCAGAAUUAAUUAGACCAUGUUAAUGCAAAGGAAUACAAUAAUAUGCUCAUUAAAAAUGUGUGUAAAGUGAGAUAGAAUCUAAUUACAUGGAUUUUAAUAGAAGAUAAUUCAUCAAAAGAUUAUAAUGUGAUUUUUGUAGAUUCUAAUAUGUAAUUAAGACUUAUAAAGAAUACAGUUUGUUUAAAUCAUUAAAAGAUCCCCUUAAAUUUAAUAAACUAUUUUGGUUGCUUUCAUCAGGUGUAAUAUUGGCAAGCAUUAUAAUAGCAACAAUAGUCCUUAUUGCAUUAAAUGCAGAUUAAAUGAAAUAAUAAAAUGAAUCUUUAAUUUUAACGAUCAUAGGAUGUUUCAUAUGUAUGUUGUUGGUUAUAAUUUUAAUAUUUAAUAUUUUUGAAUUGAUUGUGAUAGUAAUUAUAUUCUAUAAUUAUUAGUUUGAAUGGAAAGUCAUGGAUAAAGAUCAUUAGAAUAUAGAAGAUCAUGGAUUAAGAAUGAGUUUAGAUGAACUUAAUUUAAUGUUGUAAUUAGCAAGAUAAAAGUUGGAUAAACAAAUAUGUUAGAUCUAUCCAUAAUAACAAAGUUAAAUUCCAUAUGGAUGAUACAAUCAAUCUAUAAUUUGAGUUUAAAAUAGAUUAUAUUGAAAUAUUAGUGAUUACACAUAUAUUUAUUAAUAAAAG